AUGGGCAAGGUCCCGAUCCGAUCUCGAACAGGCUGCUUAACGUGUCGACGCCGUAAGAAAAAGUGCGACGAACGGCAUCCCGUAUGCAGCGGAUGCGACAGAAACCGGCUUCCCUGUGAGUGGGUUUCUAAUGACCUGGUGCCUAGAACACGACGGCCACGUGGCCGUCGACAGCUCGCGGUGACCCAGCUACCACAUGAGGCACAGGCAAUGGUCAAUGUGUUUGCCGUUCCGAAGCCCGGGAUGGUGCAGCGACUGUUGUCACACUUUAUAGAUCACAGCCCGAGAUGGUUAUUAACCAGAACUGGGGAGCGGAGAUCCGACUUUCUGCAAUAUUUGCUUCCCGCGGUAUCGGGAAACCUAUUGGUUCAUAACUGCGUUCUUAUGAUCGCCUCGGCUGAUCUGGCCAAGUAUUGCCGCGACGACAUCGAAGUGCAAGCCGUAGCAGUAGAGUACUAUGGGAAAGCUGUUUCCGCUUUGCAGGGAUCGCUGAACGAGGACACGCGCAUAGUGCCUCAUCUCAACGCUGCCGCCGCACUCCUGCUUCGUCGCCUUCAUUACACCCCCGAAGACCUGGCCCUACGAAGUUUUUUGUUCGAACUAUUUUGUUACUAUUUCUCCCUGGUGGCCUUCUCGCAUGGCUCCAAACUUUCGCUUUGUCAAGCAUCCGCCAUUUUUAACUCUCCCAUUGUCACCCAGUAUCUCCAGCAAGGCAACGUCAUGGGCACCUCGCAGCGUCUCUUCAUGUGUAUCUUCCGAAUUUCUAUGUUGGUGGAGAAGGUCACAUCUGAGAGGCAGAUUCACGACUCACCGGCACGAGCAGAGCUUGUCAUGCUUGAAGAGCAGCUGAUCGCCUGGCAAGCUGAGCUUCCAAGUAGAAGGGACGCGGAUGUCGCUUGGCUGAACGAUGCAAUAACCUCUGAGCUCUACCGCCUGGCAUGUCUGAUAUAUAUCAAAAAGGUUCUAGACACCUGCUUGUCUGACCACAGCCCACCCAUUCAGGCGCUUGUUCUAGCAUUCGUUGAGCAUUUGGGCCAUCUGCCACCCGACGCACCGUCAAAUAACAUUCUUUGCUGGCCUUUAGUUGUUGCGGGGCUUUCUGCUGUAGUGGUUACCCACCAGCGGGCCAUUAGCACAAGGCUGGGCCAGAUCUAUGACAUAUGGCGCUCCGACAUACUUUGUCAGAGUGCCGCAUUUCUACGACAGAAGUGGCGCGAUGAUCGCAAUCAUUCCGCAGCGGCCUCGUACGGAGAGCAUGAGAAGGGUCAAAACGACUCACCGGUUGCGAUCAAUGAUAUACUCAAGCUUCAGUUCCCGGUCAUUCUGGUUUAG
Molecule: messenger RNA, 1332 nt
Organism: Aspergillus oryzae RIB40
Lineage: Eukaryota; Fungi; Ascomycota; Eurotiomycetes; Eurotiales; Aspergillaceae
Product: Zn(II)2Cys6 transcription factor
Exons: 2
Coding region: 1-1332 (443 amino acids)
Biological process (GO): positive regulation of transcription by RNA polymerase II
Cellular component (GO): nucleus
Molecular function (GO): transcription cis-regulatory region binding; DNA-binding transcription factor activity, RNA polymerase II-specific; zinc ion binding
Source: RefSeq, a predicted model, not a curated record